AUGCUCGCCUACAACGUCAUUGUCCUCUGCCUUGCCGCCGCCGCCUCGGCGCAGACCUUUUCCGGCUUCGGCGCCGGCGGCAUAGUGUGCCAGGGUGGAAACAGCGCCACCAAUGCCGAGGUUCAAAGCGCCAUCGUCGGACCCAAGGGCAGCGUCAAGCAAGACAAGGCUUCCAACCUCAGCUACGGCAGAUGCAAGACCCUCGACGUUCCCAUGUACUCUCAACAGGUUGGAGACAAAUUCAUCAUCAACUACGCUUUCGACCAGGCCUCCAACACAUACAACUUCUGCUCGGCGUCCAUCUCGGGAGACUUUUACGGAAAGCAGUGCCUGCCGCAAUAA
Messenger RNA from Pyricularia pennisetigena, 342 nucleotides. RefSeq lists its product as uncharacterized. NCBI's taxonomy places the organism in Eukaryota, Fungi, Ascomycota, Sordariomycetes, Magnaporthales, Pyriculariaceae. The coding region runs from base 1 to 342 and encodes 113 amino acids. The record is from RefSeq and is a predicted model, not a curated record. The transcript has 2 exons.